Molecule: messenger RNA, 2982 nt
Organism: Sitodiplosis mosellana (orange wheat blossom midge)
Lineage: Eukaryota; Metazoa; Arthropoda; Insecta; Diptera; Cecidomyiidae
Product: organic cation transporter protein-like
Exons: 9
Coding region: 1066-2862 (598 amino acids)
Biological process (GO): transmembrane transport
Cellular component (GO): membrane
Molecular function (GO): transmembrane transporter activity
Source: RefSeq, a predicted model, not a curated record
AAUCGAUAGGCGCUAAAGCAUAUGACUCCAGACAAAAACUCCGAUUAUAUCAAUAUUUGGAAAUAGUUAUUUUGUUUACUGUUUGUGAAAGAAAAAUGGCUGUUCGUUCGAAAGAUUCCGUUCGUAUUGGAAGGCAGUAAGAAAAUAUUCGAAUGAAAGUACGGUUUGCAGCCGAGAGUGCUUUAGUCUAGCAGCAACCAACGGUGCGGAUAGAUCGUUGUGCGGGUCAUGACAAUAUACAAGACACACGGCAAAUAAAAGUCUACGGAAUAAUUAUCCAAUAUUGAAAUAAUCGUAUUUUUCAGUUUCUUUUCAUUGUAUAUACGACACCACGGUGUGUCGAUUCAGAAUUCCGAACAAUCGAAUGUUGAUCAAAUGGACAGGCUGGAUGUUUUGUUGCGCAUUUUGUAAUUAGCAUUUUAUUCAAUGAUUCGUUUCUUGAAAACGGUUGAAACAAAAAGGUGAAAUAUUGACAUAUGUUAAAAUCAAUGGCAUGAAACAAAAAAAUUGUGCAUUUUUGAGACAAAAAUUGUCAAUCGAUCAAUAAAAAUAAAUUAGCAAAUGAUAAUUUCAAUUUUCGGCCCAGUGUGCUCUAAAGCGUUCACCACACUUAAUGUUCGUCGCUCUCUCGGUGGUUUACGCAUGUGUGAUUUUAAAGACCGCGCGAUCUGACUCAAUAGAACAUUGCUACAUUUGCAUAAUUGUCAAGUUCAAUAAUUUUUUCAAGUGAACAAAUAGAGAAACUAAAUCUAGGUAGAAAAAAGCCUAAGUCAAAAUUAUUCACCAUUGUAUUUUAAGUUGAUGUGCACAUAUUUACCAAAGGUGGUGAUUCCUUCGUUGAAUUUGCCUACAUUUGAUUGAAAAAAUAAACAUUCGAAAAGUAUAACACCGCGGUCGAUGCGCAGUGUCUUCAGUUCGAUAUAAAUUCUGUGGCUUGACUGUGUGGUUCAAGUUGAACGUUUAGUUCGUUUUUAAUUUAGAGAGUGUUCUCUGUGUACUCGAUCUGAUCAAUUGAAUCGGUGCGAUUUAUUUGAAGCAAGUGUAAACCACUUAAUUCUUUUCCACAUGGCAACAGCUCCGUCCACAUUGCGCGUCGAUCCUAUCACAAAGGUUCUAGGCAAUUUUGGAAAAUGGCAACUCAGUGCAAUGCUCAUCAUUUUUCUGUGCAAAGUUCCAACCUCAUGGUUUAUGGCAAUUAUAUUGUUUACAGCACCCGCUCCAAAUCCCGGUGAUUUUUGGUGUACACCACCGCCAGAGCUGCCAACCGAAUUGGUAGCCGAUUGGAUCGCCAGAGCCCAUCCAAUAAAAGUGGAUCAUCAUAAUCGCUCAAAAAUGGACUAUUGCGAAGUAUUUACAGAGUUCUGGGAGAAUCCACUAAAAUACUUUGGACCAAAUCACACAACAAUUGUUACGAAAAAUUUAAGCACGAUAAAAUGUACAAACUACACAUUCAAUCCAGAUUAUCAUUCAUUGGUGGCCGAUUUCAAUCUCAUAUGUGGUCGCGAACUUCUGCUGCCAUUAAGUCAGUGUUUUCACAUAUUUGGUUUGCUUGUUGGUGGCAUUAUUGCCUAUUUUAUGCUGAAAUACAUAAGCCCGAGAAAUGUAAUGAUCAUGGGUGUUUCGGCGCAAAUAAUUUUCGGGAAUUUGGUUGGUGUUGUUAGGAUAUAUGAGUUUCAUGUACUUUUCCGUUGGCUCACCGCCGCUUCAUGUGCACUAAUGUACACAUCUGGAUCAAUGAUAUUUGUUGACAUCACAAGCGGGGCGGCAAAAACAAUUACAUCGCUAGUGUUCGAAUUCUUUUGGUCGAUUGGCCUAAUUCUACUACCUAUAUUUAGUGUGUUUAUUGAAGACUGGUGGAAUCUGUACAUUGCAAUAUCAAUGCCGACAAUUUGCUUGAUUUUUUUGAUCAAAUACCUUCCGGACAGCCCAAGAUGGUUGCUGCGCCACGGUCGAAUCGAAGAAACACGACAAAUCCUCAUCGAUGGUGGUAAUAAAAACAAACGUCGAGUGCCAAUCAAUUUAGAGGAGCUAUUGAAAUCGGAUUACAACACGGGAGCUGCGAAUCCACCUGAGGCAAGUUGGUGUUCGAUUUGGGACGGAAAACCAGCAAAAAUUUAUAUAUUGGCCAUUCAUUAUGCGUGGUCGGUGUAUGUGUUGAACUUCAACUGUGUCGUAUUAAAUAUUCGCGCUUAUGGCAGAGAUCACCUUAGUAUCAACACGGUUGCCAUUGGUUUUAGUGAAAUAUUGGGUGUUUUUGUUGGAAUAUAUUUUGUACUGUACACGUCACGAAGAUGGCUUUGGGCUGGUCUGUGUGGCAUUGGAUGCGGCAUACUUGCGUACUUUACAUGGCUUAUUCCCGAGACAUUGAAAGAGUCGCAUGUGGUUGCUUUGGAGAUGGCUCCAACGUUAGCAAUCAAGACGGCCACGUCGAUCGGUAUGUGCGUGUUAAUGGUGUGCACAGUUGAAUUAGUGUGUGCCGAACGGAAGAAGAUUCUAAUGUUCUCGUCAACUGUUUGGGCACGGGCAUGGUUUCUGUGGGCUCCCUUUAUAUUUGUACUCAAAACAUAUGACGUUGUCUUGCCGCUGACUAUUUUUGCAACAUUGAGUGUUGUCGGUGGCGUUUUGAUGGUGUUCAUUCAUCAAAAUCAAUACAAAGCCUAUUUGGAAGACUGUGAACAACGCAUUCAAGCGAUGAGAGCAGUGCGAACGAUAUCCAAUGCCGGAUUAGACUGGAUCAAAAGUGUUCGCAGAUCAAGUGUGUAUGACAUUGAAGAGGUUAGACGAAAGUCGGUGUAUGACGCUGAAGAAACUCGAAGAAAGUCGAUCGUCAAUGAUCAGGAACCCAACAGUCAGCGAAUGUGAUUUCUAUUGCACUGUAGAAAUUAAGAAUUAAGUUAAGCAGUUCUUUCAUAGUAUUUAUUUUUUAACAGCUGCCGGAAAGCUCAAAAUAUAUCACACCAUCAAUGAUUUCAUAAAAACAAA